GGCUACUUCUCCUUCUCCCUCACCAAACUCUCAUCCAAGUAAAGAAAGGAAUUGGGCUCUUUCUAGAUAUUCUCUCUCCUCUUUAUCUCUCUCCCACUUGGUCACAAUCUCUCUCCCCCUUUCUUCUCAUGGAUUCCUUUUUCUCCAUGAGAUUAAGGAUUCUUCACGUUCUUCUUGUGUUCCAUUUUCUCUCCUUAGAAUUUGGUUUGAUCCGACAAGUCUCUACGCUAGGCAUCAACUACGGCCAAGUAGCCAACAAUCUCCCUUCACCUCAACAAGUCCUCGUCCUCCUCUCCUCUCUCAGGAUCACUAAGACGCGGAUCUAUGACACCAACCCACAGGUCUUAACCGAAUUCGCAAACUCAAACAUCGAGCUCAUCGUCACAGUACCUAACGAUUUAGUCGUGCAACUAAGCGACCCACAGCAAGCGCUCCAAUGGAUCAACACCAACAUCAAACCCUAUGUUCCGUCGACAAAGAUCACCGGAAUCGCCGUUGGCAACGAAGUCUACACUACCGACGACCAGAAUCUCAAGUCAAAUCUAGUUCCCGCUAUGCUAGCGCUCCACCAAGCGUUAGUCCAUUUUGGACUUGACUCAACCGUUCACAUUUCAUCCGCAAACUCACUAGCCGUGCUACAAAACUCGUACCCGUCGUCUCUAGGGUCCUUCCAGCCCGAAUUGGUCAACCUAAUGACGCCAUUUUUGCAGUUUUUGUCGGAAACGAACUCACCCUAUUGGAUCAACGCAUACCCGUAUUUCGCCUAUAAAGAUGAUCCGACCAGCAUCCAAUUAGAGUAUGUGUUAGGUAACCCUAAUGUUGGCAUGGUAGACCCGUAUACUAAAUUACGCUAUGAUAACAUGUUGUGUGCACAAGUUGAUGCGGUGAUGUUUGCAAUGGCGAGGUUAGGGUUCGGAGGGAUCGAGGUUAGGGUUUCGGAGACAGGGUGGCCUUCGAAAGGCGAUUCGGAUGAAUACGGGGCGACGGUAGAGAAUGCGAGGGCAUAUAAUAGGAACUUGUUGUUGAGACAAUUACGAGGGCAAGGGACUCCGUUGAGGCCUAAACAAACGUUGGAGGUUUACUUAUUUGCUUUGUUUAAUGAAGAUAUGAAGCCCGGGCCGACGUCAGAGAGGAAUUAUGGGUUGUAUCAGCCCGACGGAACGAUGGCGUAUAAUGUUGGGUUGACGACGGUCACGACAUCGACCACUUCUGUUUCAUCUCUAAUUUCCUCUGCAUCAAAGGGAUACGAGGAGGAGCUUGGGAGCUUGUGGUAUUGGGUUUGCCUAAUUUCAUUGACUUUCCAAGUAUUACUGACAAGGGCAAUUCUCUAAGCUAACAAAGGGAAUUUGGUUUCGUGUAAAAUGCUCUAUUUUCGCUGUCAUUGUAUUUCCUUGGCAAAGAAAAUUGGCAAACUAUGAACCAUUCUUUUUAGGGUCAUUUUGGUCUUUGAAAAGUCUUGGGAUGUAUCUUGGCCCAAAAUCAUUGGCAUCAAUUUCAGAAGAAAGUUAUCAAGUGUGAGAAGCACUUUGGGACGUGGAGCGCAUUAGAGGGGGGCUACAUUGCAAAUAAAAACUUCCCUUUCUUACUUUUCUUGUUAAAAAAAUCAUUAAUUAAGUUCUUUUAUAUGUAUAUGGAUUUAAUUUAGGGGUGCUAAUAUUGAGAAAAGCAAUGGGGAUAAUUGAAUAUUUUAAUGUA
Messenger RNA from Asparagus officinalis (garden asparagus), 1695 nucleotides. Its product is annotated as glucan endo-1,3-beta-glucosidase 11-like. The transcript is spliced from 4 exons. The record is from RefSeq and is a predicted model, not a curated record. Gene Ontology annotation, cellular component: plasma membrane. Lineage: Eukaryota; Viridiplantae; Streptophyta; Magnoliopsida; Asparagales; Asparagaceae. Gene Ontology annotation, molecular function: hydrolase activity, hydrolyzing O-glycosyl compounds. Gene Ontology annotation, biological process: carbohydrate metabolic process. Bases 129 to 1331 code for a protein of 400 amino acids.